GUAUCUGCUGAUUCUUUUUCAUAAGGGUCCCAAAGACGUCUGAGAUUUUGAAUACUGGGCUACAGCGUGGCAGGAUGGCGACUCUCACUCGGACGGUCCCAAAGAAGUCUGAGAUUUUGAAUAUUGGGUUACAGUGUGGCAAAAUGGCGACUGUCAUUCAGAAUCCACUAAAAGCCCUUGGUGACCAGUUCUAUAAGGAGGCCAUUGAGCACUGCCGCAGCUAUAAUGCCCGCCUGUGUGCUGAUCGCAGCGUCCGCAUGCCAUUCCUGGACUCACAGACCGGCGUGGCACAGAACAACUGCUACAUCUGGAUGGAGAAACGCCACAGGGGACCAGGGCUGGCUGCGGGUCAGAUGUACUCUUAUCCUGCCCGCUGUUGGAGAAAGAAGAGGCGACUGCAUACCCCCAUUGACCCUCAGCUUCGACUGUGUGAACUCAGGCUUGAAGCUGAGCUGAUGCCCAAGAAAGAAGCCCCGCCCACUGAGGCCACAGCCCUGGAGGCUCUGCUGAGAGGGGAGGGAAUACUGGACAAGAAGAGCAGCAACAGCAAUGCUAAGGAAGAAGAGACACUGCUGGAGAUUCAGAGGGUGCUCGAAGCUGAGGAGAAUGGGGAUGGUUUCCAUGACGACGAGGACUUUGAUGUGGACACACCAAAGAGGAAGCAGCGAAACAAAGGCAGGAGGGGCUCUGGCCGCAGGAGAGCCGAGGCAGUGGCCAAUGAUGACCAGGACAAGCCCUACGUGUGUGACAACAGAUACAAACAAAAGCAUAACUCAAAAACUGCUGACUCAGUCUGCGGUAAGCGUUAUAAGAACCGCCCGGGUCUGAGCUACCACUACACCCACACACACCUGGCUGAGGAGGAGGGAGAGGAGGAGCGGGAAAUGGAAAUUCCACAAUCACCACCUGAACACAACCCUGGAAACCAUAAACCCCAAAAGGGACCAGACGGUGCUAUCAUCCCCAACGAUUACUGUGACUUCUGCUUGGGGGACUCCAUCUCCAACAGGAAGACAGGCCAGGCUGAGGAGUUAGUGUCCUGUUCUGACUGUGGACGCUCUGGCCACCCGACUUGCCUUCAGUUCACAGACAACAUGAUGCAGGCUGUGCGUACGUACCAGUGGCAGUGCAUCGAGUGCAAAUCCUGCAGUCUGUGCGGCACCUCAGAGAACGACGAUCAGCUCCUCUUCUGUGAUGACUGUGAUCGUGGUUACCACAUGUACUGCCUCAAACCUCCCAUGACUGAGCCUCCUGAGGGGAGCUGGAGUUGUCAUCUGUGUCUGGAUCUUCUGAAGGACAAAGCAUCUGCAAGUGGAGAACCAUCAGUUGCUUAAAGAGGGGCAGCUUAUUCCACCUCAGCACAUUUACAGCAGAAUCACAGCACAGAGCAGAAUCAGGACGGGGGUACACACCUGUUUCUGCACAGUUUCAGCUCCUGACUGAAGUGGCUUUGGGAGCGUCUACCUCUGUAACGGUCACCGAUCUACACAGCACAAGCAAUACACACAGCUGGACACUUCAUGAGUCACGAGACCGAGCACUCAGCAGUCUACCUCUCUAUCUCUCCAGCAUACACACAAACACAGAAACAGCUCAUGCUGAUCAGCACUACAGCGCAAACACACUGAACCAGUCCAGGUUUUUUUAAAGAACAAUCAUUUCUGUCCAACACAACUGAAGAGCAUGUACCAAAAAAAGACUCAUGAUGCAAAACUGAUGUGAUAGAAGCUAGUUUCAUCACUCAGUUCAUUGUUAACAUGUUUCAUUCAAUCCAGGUAUCUGUAAAAUAAAUGUGUUAGGCUAUUAAUUACUGUCAUAAUGAAGCAAUAAUAGGAUUGGCAGAUCUUUGCCACGUUCACCUAAGGUACAGAACAGUCAAAAUAACCUGUUAAAAUAACCCCCAAUUCAUUAUUCUUUGUUUAUAUCACUUUUUACUAUAUUUCCAUUUCUGUAUAUUUAAGCAAAAAAAAAAAAAAACAUUUCACUUCAGUAUGUGAUGCAAGUUUUCUCACAGCUGUUAUUAGCUUGCACUGAGUGACUGCUAUGAAGAAGAAAAAUGUGAGUAGGAAAAGGUGUUACAUAAGUAGAUAGAUAUUAGGACAUUGGAUUAUUGAACGCUUGUGAAUGCAAUCGUAAAAGCAGCAAAAACAAAAAUCAUCUUAGCUACGUAAAAAAGUAUAUAUUUAAUGCUAUACAGAGUUACUAUCACUUUGUCAGGACUGGAACAAAAACUGUCGUUUUGUGCUUUUUUUCAUUGUAUAUCUUUCACAGACAAUCAUGAUUUAGAUUAGUUAGUUACAGAUGUGGGCAAAAUUUCUUGGUACCCUUCCACACAAAAAUUAAGAACCUACACUUUUCUUUAAAUUAUAAAUAAUAAAACAAAUGAACCUAUGACACCUACAGAAAUGAUGGGACUCUUAAGCCCUGAAAAACAUACUUUAAACAAGGACCCAAAUGCAGACAGGAUGCAGAGCUACGCAGACUGGGGUUUACAUUUUUGAAUGUAGUUGCAUUCAAAAAUAUGCCACAAUGCAUUCUGAGCGUUACUACAAGGGGCAUUUCACUGACAGCCAAGUUGUCUUUUGUUGCCAUGGUGUUUUUUUCCAUUUGCCUGUAAUAAUAGUAAACCUACAGAAGCUAUGAUUUGUCCUGUGUGCUACUUCACUAUUGUACUUAAGAAUUAGUAUGAUUGUUUUCUCCAACUUCCGCUUUUACUUUACUACAUAUUUUAAGUAAAAUAUGAGUUUAAUACUUUUAAUCCAAAACAUUUUUAUGUGUUCACUACUCACCGUUAAUCAUUACAAAAAUAAAAAUGUUAGGAAUCAUUCUCACAUUAUCACUAAAGACAAAGCGGUAGAUGCUCUGCACUGUUACCGGGUUUGAUGAAGCUCCUCAUCAUUGAAUGAAUCCAGUGAUGAAGCUAAUACUUUUCACUGCUUUCUGUAAUAACUACAUAACACAGUACAGUACUUUUAUUUUUAGUACUUGAGUACUUGAGUAGUACAUUUUACAAUAAACUACUUGCAAUACAUAAGUACAAAAAUGCAGACUAUUUUAGUACUUCCAUUGACUUUUUUUCAGAUGUUUUUGAUAAAAUCUGAGUAUAAAUCUGAGUCUCUAGUACUUUAUACAUCUCUGGUUUUAACCAACACAGUAAUGUGAGAAUGCAAGUUGUGUUUGUACAGCAAAACCAGCAUUUACAUCCGUAUGUAUGAAAAUUGACCAGAAAAUAGACAUUGAUAGUUAUUUCACCUUAUAAUAUGACGUGUUUAGUUAUUUCCAGUGUUCACUGGGUUCAGAUCAGGGCUCAUAGAUAGGUCACUUCAGUAUAGUCCAGUGUUUUGAACUUUGGACUGAGUGAUUUAAACUGUGCUCCGGGUCAUUAUCCUGGGUCAGGUUUAAUGACCUGCAGAAAAAGACACUAAGCACAACACAUUGCUUAAGAUUGUCUUGAUAUUACUAAGAUUUAAUUAUGAUUCCAAUAGAUAGCUCCAUGUUUACAGUAGGUAUUAAUGCUCUAUUAUAUAAAAGUCAGCAUAGCAAGUCAGUACACAUUAUAGCAAAUUCUUCUUCCAUGGAGCCCAAAAUGCACAACCACUGAUGAACCAUGACCUUGGAGUUUAACUCUUAUCUGUUUGGAAAUUUCCCCUGGCUCUUUGUCUUUCACUCACAUUAUCCCUCUGUUUUCUCCUGUGACCACAUCCAGGGAGGCUGGCUACAUUCCCAGGGACCUUGAAUUUCUGAAUAAUAUGUGCAACUUUAGUCACAGGAACAUCAGUCUGAGAUACUUUUACAGUCUUUACUUUUAACAUAAAUGUCUAAAAUUAGCAGAUUAAAGACAUGUGUGUUAAUAAUUUUGAACAAAAACGCUAAACCCUAAACCUUAAAUUUAGCCUUAAACCUAACCAUAAAAGAGUAAACUUAGGCUUAGGGUUGGGGAUAGGUGUAGGGUUACAUUUAACUUUUAACUCAGUUGCAUUUAAUAGACAUUUAGUUAGUUGAAUCUUAUUUGAGCAUCUAUGAGGCAUCUACAAUAGAUCACCCAGAUAAAGCAUGUCCCUUAUUUUCAAUAAUGUUAUUUUUUGUUUUGCUUCAAUCAAUUACAUUUCAAAGGACCCCUGCGGAAAAUAUAUAUUUUUAUUUCUUCAGUUUCCAGCAGGAAUGAAGCAUUGUUUUAAUGAGCUGUAGGGGUACCAACAAAUCUGCCCACCUCUGUGUGUAGUUUUGUAUGUGUUGCAUUUUGAUAUUCAUUCCAGUUGUGCUUCCCCAUGCCAAGAAAACCUGGAUUUUUUGUGCAUGCUGUGUUUCCUUCUAAAUCCUGCGUCUUGAUCUAUGUUUCUAUUUGUGUUUUUUUAGCCUGUGCGAAUAGAAAUGACUGUUCAGCCUGCAUGUUUUCACUUGCAUAGAAAGGAACAGAUAUGAAGAGAAGAGAACUCCACACUCGUCCUUUUGUAAGUGUUUGACUAAUUGAUGUGUUGGAGAAACAUUCCAUUGUAGCAAUCACUCCUGAAAGUUCUGUAGCUACCUCCCCUCUUUUGUAGGGGGAAAAGGGUGCUUAAAAAUUUUACACCUUGCAGAGUGAAACAUCUGCUCGCUCCAUUUUGUAUUUCUUUGUUCAUGAUAUAUUAGCAUCUCUAUUUCCAUCUGGAUAUUCUCGCUUGUCGUCUCUCUCUCUUCCCUCCUCCGGUCUGUAUAAUGCAUUAGAGGCUCUAUUUUCAGAGCCAAUUUAUCAAGGCAAAUCCUCCGAAUCCUCAGAUCUGCUGAAUAUUUCAUCUGUUUCUGGCAAGGACUGAGCUACAUUGAUCCUAGCGAACAAAGAGCUUCAGGAGACACUCUGAUCAGAUGUCAUGGAAAGUCAGGAAACAUGAAUGAAUAUAUACCAAUUUGAAGGCAGGAUAAACAAGCUGAUUAUUCUCAUUAAAUUAGACCUAAUUUACUGUUUUUUUUUUUUGUAAUUUGUUUUUACCUCUCUUUCACAUGUUGUUAACAGAUUCUUGUUGUUUUUAUUGUUUGAAGUAUAAUAAAUGGUUUAAAAAUGUU
This is a messenger RNA of Astyanax mexicanus (Mexican tetra), 5040 nucleotides long. RefSeq names its product double PHD fingers 3 (gene dpf3). The record is from RefSeq and is a predicted model, not a curated record. Lineage: Eukaryota; Metazoa; Chordata; Actinopteri; Characiformes; Acestrorhamphidae. The transcript is spliced from 13 exons. Bases 75 to 1334 code for a protein of 419 amino acids. Gene Ontology annotation, biological process: nervous system development. Gene Ontology annotation, cellular component: nBAF complex.